This is a messenger RNA of Macadamia integrifolia, 554 nucleotides long. RefSeq names its product protein Iojap-related, mitochondrial. The record is from RefSeq and is a predicted model, not a curated record. Gene Ontology annotation, biological process: negative regulation of ribosome biogenesis; negative regulation of translation. Lineage: Eukaryota; Viridiplantae; Streptophyta; Magnoliopsida; Proteales; Proteaceae. Gene Ontology annotation, molecular function: ribosomal large subunit binding.
UUAAACCAGGCCCCGUACUUGUAUAACGGAAAAUCGAAGAAAUUUCAGUCAUCUUGGAUUGAGGCCUGUGAUUAUUGAUAAUGCUAGCAACCCUAAGAUCUCGAGCUCGUUCUUUUUCUCCUGUUCUUCAAUUAUGGAAACUGGACUUUUUAGGGUUUCAUCGCUCAUUGUCGUCGUCGUCGUUAUCGGGGACUAAUCUAGGGUUUUUAGACCUCCAAGAGGUCGAGAAGGUUCUCAAUGACGUAAAGGCAGAUGACGUUAAGGUGAUUCCCGUUCGAAACCAGUGCGAAUGGACUGAUUUCAUGGUGAUCGCCACGGGUAGAUCGACCUGGCACGUCAGGAACAUCGCUGAAGCCCUCGUUUAUAAGGCGAAGCAGAAGCAGAAAGGGGCUCAAAGGUUGUUGUUACCCAGCGUCCAAGGGCACGAAGGAGGGAAAUGGAUUGUCGUCGAUUCUGGCACGGUGAUUGUUCACGCCCUUGACGAGAAAGCGAGAGCUUACUACAAUUUGGAAAGCCUGUGGACCACGGAAAUGUCUCCUUCGGGACCUAACCAG